UCAAAUUUGUCCCUCGCUGUCCACUGUCAUUCAACAUUUAAAAAUGUAUCAUGUUGUCUUGGAUACCUACGCUCAGUCAAGAGAAGAAGAAAAAAGGAGACGAAGAAGAAGACGACGACGACGAAGAAGAAGAAGUUAAAAAAAACGACACAUUGCGGGUGUGAAACCACCCGAAAAGAGAUGGCAGGAGGAGAGCUGUGGAGGAAUACAAGUACAACCUAAAAGAAAAUUUAUUGAAAAGUGGCGGUUCAAUGAAAUGGGGGUGAGAAGAGAGUGGUUAGUGUACAACAACAGCAGUGCGAAAACAAUGACGUGCAACAUCUUUCAACGGUACUCGACCAACCGUUCCUGCUCGUUCGUGGUCGGAACGAGCACAAUGAAACUGGAAUCUGUGAAAGACCACGAGAAAUCAAACGCUCACAUAAAUGCAGCAAGGAUUUCCACGGCAGCGGCAGGGUCCAUCGCGACUACAGCAACGGUGCAGGCACUCAUAGCGAUGACCGACCCCACCGCCACGAAGAUGAAGAACCUCUUUCGCAACGUUCAUGCCUUGGCUAAACGAUCAAGACCGCUUUCAGACAUCGUGUGGAUGUGUCAAUUGGAUGACCAAAAGGGUAUUCAAGUGGGUGGGUCAUAUAGGAAUCCUGUAGAGGCAAGGGUGUUUCUUCAUUACAUUGCACAAAUGGAAAGAGAGAAGAUACGAGAUAGGCUCAAAGCAGCCAGCCACAUUGGUAUAAUGACGGAUGGAUCAACCGACAGCUCUGUUAAAGAGGAGGAGAUGGUCUAUGUCAGAACAUGUGUGGCAGGCACAGUGGAGACAUCGUUCGUAGGCAUAACCGCAGUAGAGAAGGCUGAUGCAGAGAACAUCACCACUGCAAUCAAGGGCAUAAUGGAGUCGGUGUGCUGUGACUGGGAGGACAAGGUGGUUGCCAUCUCCACAGACGGUGCAGCAGUGAUGGUAGGAGCCAGGAGUGGUGUCGUCUCACGCCUCAAGGAAAAGACACCCUAUAUUAUUGGAGUCCAUUGUAUGGCACACAGACUUGAGCUCAGUUUCAAAGAUGUGAUCAAGAGCAUUAGCCUUUUCCAACAAGUUGAGGAACUGCUGUCAGGGCUGUACACGUUCUAUCAUGUGAGUCCUCUUAAUCGUGCUAACCUGGUCAAGAGUUACAAGGAUUUAGGAAUGACCCCUCUCAUGCCAACAAGGUUUGGAGGCACCAGAUGGCUGGCCCACCUCUCCAGAGCAGUUGAUCAUUUCCUGCGAGGAUAUAAAGCCAUUGUUCAACAUCUAGAUCAGUUGAGAUCCUGUGAUUCUGGGGCAAUGUCUGUGCAGCAGUGUAAGGCCAAGAAGUUUGCUCAGAUCGCAAAAGACUCUGGGAUUCUGCAGUUUUGUGGCUUCUUAUGCGACCUCGUCUCUCAUCUGGGUAGCCUGUCACAGUCACUCCAGAGAUCCAACAUCACCAUUGCCGAGGCACACAGUUGCCUGUGCUCCACCCAAGCUGUCUUGAUGAAAUACAAAACAAGGUAUUAUUGAUCUGAAAGAAAUUUCAAUUAAAUGUUUUACAGAUCAGAAAAGUGAUUGUUAAGGUUACUGAUGUAAGAUUUAUUUAAUUAGAGAGAGUCCGAUGAUGAGGGCAGCUACAGGUGACAUGUUCAAGGGAGUCACCCUGAUUGCUGGGAAAGCCGAAGAUCAGGUCAUCUCAUCUAAAGAUCGGCUGAUUGACAGGCUUGUUGAAAGCAUUGGAGGCAGGUUCAGGGAUAUCAGCAAAGGGGUACUGCAGGCUACAAAGUUGGCCUGCUUCAAACAUUGGCCACAGUCAGCAGAGGAGCAAACAGGUUAGUUCAAA
Epinephelus moara (kelp grouper) is the source of this 1844-nucleotide messenger RNA. Its product is annotated as zinc finger protein 862-like. Lineage: Eukaryota; Metazoa; Chordata; Actinopteri; Perciformes; Serranidae. The record is from RefSeq and is a predicted model, not a curated record. Bases 257 to 1531 code for a protein of 424 amino acids. The transcript is spliced from 3 exons.